This is a messenger RNA of Aureobasidium melanogenum CBS 110374, 627 nucleotides long. RefSeq names its product putative secretory pathway protein Ssp120. NCBI's taxonomy places the organism in Eukaryota, Fungi, Ascomycota, Dothideomycetes, Dothideales, Saccotheciaceae. Bases 1 to 627 code for a protein of 208 amino acids. Gene Ontology annotation, cellular component: endoplasmic reticulum-Golgi intermediate compartment; extracellular exosome. The record is from RefSeq and is a predicted model, not a curated record. Gene Ontology annotation, molecular function: calcium ion binding. The transcript has 2 exons.
AUGUCUACCUCGCGCUCAAUAUCAUUGCUGGGGCUUGCCCUGGUCUUCCUCAGUGCUCUGAAGGUCUCAGCUCAUGGUGGUGGCCAUGAACAAGCCCCUAUAGCCGCCGACGCAGACUGGGCCACACGGCACAUGGCUGAGGAACAUCACAUCACCUCGUUCGAUGCUGGCUCGUUCUUCAACCUUCACGACUACGACAGCAGUGGCACAUGGACCCCUGACGACAUUCGCAAGACCUAUGGUCUCAAAGACGAAAGCACAAAGGACUUGGCAGAUGAGAAGAAGGAAGAGGUCGUCCGCAAGAUCUUGGAGCUUUUCGACAAGGACAGAAGUGGCUCCGUCUCGUACGCCGAGUUCCUUAUUGCCGAUGCUCACGGCGUCAAGCUACCUGACUUUGGCUACGGUCCUGGCCACCACGGUGACGAUGAGUACGAGUAUGAGAUCCACCAUUUCGAGAAAUUCCACGGAGACGACACAACCGAGGAGGAUUUGACGCACCCAGAAGACAUUGCCCACUUCCGCAAACACGACAUGAUGGAACAAGAAGCAGAACGUCAGGCAAAGCUCGACCGCAUGGAGAUUGUCGAAGCAAACAUCCCGCAAAAGUUCCGCCGUCACGGUCACUGA